This is a messenger RNA of Danaus plexippus (monarch butterfly), 1658 nucleotides long. Its product is annotated as TATA box-binding protein-like 1. Lineage: Eukaryota; Metazoa; Arthropoda; Insecta; Lepidoptera; Nymphalidae. Gene Ontology annotation, biological process: DNA-templated transcription initiation. Gene Ontology annotation, molecular function: DNA binding; general transcription initiation factor activity. Bases 274 to 1179 code for a protein of 301 amino acids. The record is from RefSeq and is a predicted model, not a curated record. The transcript is spliced from 4 exons.
AAUCAUUUUUGUUCUUGCAUGAUUAGAAUAUGGCGGUGCUAGUCAGGAUGUGCAGAAGCUUUUAAUUUUUGCAUUAACGUAUUACUUAUUUCUUAGCUUUUUGACAAGUUAUAUUUAAUACUGUAUCUUAAGUUAUCGUAACCGUGUGAAAUUUUAUCCUAAACCAAUAUAACUCGUUAGUCGACCAAAUUGCCAUGAAAAUUAUUACUUCAUUGGUGGUAUAAAAAUAAUUGUGACAAAUAUAGAACAUUAAUUCAGUUCGCCGUGGAGGUCAUGGCUACACUCAUCCAAGAGAAUGGUAUGAAGUUGAGCAAAGGAACCCAUGGUGUAGUCGUUAACCAUGGCAUGACGACGCACGGUGUCCCAAAUCACAUGGUGCCAGACCAUGAAUACUGUGAAUCGGGUCAGGCCGAGCAACCCGCACAACAGUGCCUCGACGCGGAGAGCGAGCCGCAUCAGCCGCCCGUCGAGGAGGAGGAGGAAACCCCAGAAAUUGACAUAAUGAUAAACAAUGUUGUGUGCAGUUUUAGUGUUAAGUGUCACCUGAACCUGAGACAGAUCGCUUUAAACGGUGUUAAUGUUGAGUUCAGACGGGAGAACGGAAUGGUUACUAUGAAACUCCGGCGUCCAUACACCACGGCCUCUAUAUGGUCCUCUGGUCGGGUCACGUGCACGGGCGCCACUAGCGAGGAUCAAGCUAAAGUGGCCGCCCGCCGCUACGCACGUGCCCUACAGAAGUUGGGCUUCCAAGUACGCUUUCGCAACUUUCGUGUUGUAAACGUACUCGGAACUUGUAGGAUGCCCUUUGGCAUUCGAAUUAUAGCAUUCUCAAAGAAAUACAAAGAGGCAGACUAUGAGCCUGAACUUCAUCCCGGGGUAACAUACAAGUUGUACAAUCCCAAGGCGACUCUCAAGAUAUUUUCCACCGGUGGUGUGACAAUAACUGCUCGAAGCGUUAGCGAUGUCCAGUCGGCCGUAGAGCGCAUCUUCCCACUGGUGUACGAGUUCCGUAAGCCUCACUCGCCCGCCGAUGAGGAGAAGCUGCGUCAGAGGCGGGCGGCGCGAUCGCGGGGCGCCGGCCCACCACCCGCAGAGGAGCGGCCCCUGGAACAAGCUGCACCACAGACUGACGACCCCAUGCACCUGGUCACACUGUCCGACGACGACGCCUGGGAGUGACCACCCUCCCCCCACCACCAGCCCCCACCACCCGCCAAAGCGACGGACUCCAUCCAGCAAUAACUGACGGUUGUUAGUGUGAUCGAUUCUCGGCGAGCUUCUUCGGUUCAUGCCAAAGAUAUUUAUUAGAGGUGCUUUGCGCUCGUCGCCCGGACCUCUCGGUUCCUCUGCGCGGUUGUUAUGUAUAUGUUGUGUACUCGAUUGCUCGCCCCCCUCCCGACCUCCUCCCCCCUCUCCGCCGGGAGGCGCGGUCGGUUCGUUUGAUUCGAUACCAAAUUGUCUCAGUUGAUAAAAAUUAUGAGAUAAUAAAUCUCUUUACCGAUACUCAAGUCUCGUUUUUUUUAUUUGCAGUUGUGAUUUAUGAAUUGUAGUGAUAAUAGUGUUCGCGAUAAUGUUCUAAGAAAGUAAUGACUGAAUGUUAGUUAGACGUUAGUGAUUGUAAAUACGAAAGCUUUAGACAUUAUACAUUUAAUUAAACA